AUGUCACCAUCACCGUCUAUCUCACGUAAACGACAAAUUGAAACUAACCAACAACAACAAUACUCAUCCUUGAUGUCUCAAUCAAUGGAUCAACAGUCCGCAUUCAUAACACCAACGCGAAAUGAUAAUAAACGUCCUCGUCCAUCUCAAAGCCAUUCAUUAACACGUUCGGGUGAUUAUCGUUGCGUACGACAAUAUCCGAAAAGUUUAGAAAUCUUUAUUCCUUUCGAUAACAAUAACCAACCGAAGACAACAACGCGAACGUACGAAUAUGAAAUCGAAAAGAAACGACGAUCAUCAUCAGAAAAUCUCUUCAAACAACGGCAACGAGAUAAUUUUCAUGUUGAACAGCAGUACCUUCGUUGUUUAGAUGAUCUGACUGAUGAAUAUGUGAAAUUGAAACGUCGAAGAAAAUCAGUGGAUCAACGAAAAGAAUCAACAACUUAUGAAACAACUGAACAAUAUGAAACCAUUGAACGAACCUACCAUCAACCCAGAACAACGACAAUAACAAGUAGAGAUCAUUUUGACAAUACAUAUCAACGUUCAGCUUCGGAGAAUCUUCUUCAAAAGCGUUUUCAACCACUCACUACAACAGAUCUGACAUUGAGUGGCGAUGAUUUCUCAGGAAUAGACUAUAAUCUUACUCGAAAGGAGCGUUCAAAACCAAUACACAUUCAUUCGUCGACAAGUUCCAUACCAGGAGAGACGAGCAUCAAGUAUGUGCGUACAGAACCUCUACCCGUUGAAGUUCUCGUACCAAAAUCACAACUAAUAACAACACAUGGAGAACAUUCAUCAACCCUACUGAAAGAUACUCGACAGACAACACGAAGGUCUACAACAAAUAUUCAUCAACAGCCACGUCGGCGAACCAUCGAAGGUCAACAUGAGCUACGUAUUAUCGAGCAACCUAUUACAUCAGGUCAGACACUUCCUGUGGAGUUUACAGUUCCGAAACCAAUCGAAACAUUACCCGCCGAACAUUCAUCAACAUUUGUAGUUAAAUCAAGAAAAGGUGGUCGAUUUCAGACAGUGGAUAUUAGUCAAACAUUAGGUCGUGAGCGUCGUUUAUCCGGAGAACAUGAGCUUCGUAUUAUAUCUGAACCUAUCCAACCAAGUUCACGAAAUAAACCUGUUGAAUUGUUAUUUCCUAAACCAACAUUAACUUCACAAACGAGUCAUCAUUCAUCGACGAUAGUGAAACAAAAUCGAAGACCGAGAUCCAGUUACGUUGUCGAUAAUAUUCAAACAGUAUUGAAAGGUGAACAUGAAUUGCGUUUAGUUGAUAAACCGAUCCAGUCUGGUCCGGGCGAUAGUGUGGAAAUAAUAGUUCCAAAGAGUAUGACGGAUAUGGCUGAGCAUACGUCGACAGUAAUCACUGAAACACAUCCACAACGACGCGUUUUGGAGAUCACCGGCAGUGGAAGAAAAAUUGAAAAUGAACAUGAAACGAAAUAUUUUCAUGACAAAGUUCGAAUCGAAGAAGUAUUGGAAGUGAAAUUACCUAAAACAAAAUAUAAUCAAGCUGAACAUUCAUCAACAAUAAUUAAACGAAGCCGUGGUCGAGCACCGGUCAUGGAGAUCGAUACUCGACGAAGACCUAUUGAAGGUGAACAUGAACUGAGAGUUCUGGAAGAGUCUAUCCAGACUACAGCUGAUACAAUGGAACUGUUAGUACCCAAACACAGAUCAUCUUCAGAACAUAGUACAACACUGAUCAAACGACAACCUGGUAAACCACAAACAUUUACAAUUGAUCGUCGACAAACUAUUUCUGGCGAUCAUGUGACGAAGUAUUAUGAUCAACCCGUAGAAACCUACAGUCCAAUGGAAGUCGUAUUUCCUAAGCAACAUUCAAGUUUGAAUACGAAAGAAGUCGAACAUUCUACAACAUACUUACGCAAGGCGCGACCUAAAUACGAACCAGUUGAAUUAGUUGUCGAUCGGCCAAGAGUUUUACCAAGUGUAUCGAAAGUCAUUGCUGAUAUUCCAGCGACUUCACAGAUCACAUCAAUGAAAUCAACAGCAUUUGACACGAACGUUACGGAAAGAAAUUUUCAUGAACGAUACGACGAAAUGGAAGAUGUCUACGAACGACCAUUAUUACGUGACAGCUCGACUACCGUGCUUGCGAAUAUUCAACCGAGCUUAGAAUUGAAAUCAAUUCAGCCAACACGUCAACAAACAAAAACCACUCGAACUGAAGAAAGUACGUCUACGUACACGAUGGAACGUGAUCGAUAUCCAAACGAGGAAAUACUUGAACUUCGUUUACGUAAACCAUACAUUGAAGAUAGUUCUUCAACCGUUUUAGCUAGCAUCCAACCUGAGUUAGGUAUUUGUGGACUAUUGAAACCAAGUCCAUACGUUCCUCAAACAUUAGAAGAAUCAAGUUCUAUGACACUGAUGGAUUUCAAUACUUCUCAACAAACAGCGCCGUAUGAAUUAAUUAUUCCACGUUUUGAUGUUGAAUCCUCAACAAGUACUGUCCUUGCUCAAGUCGCACCAGCUCCUGCUGGAUCACGCACGAAAUUUGACGUAUCAAAAUUGGAAAAAUCAACUUCGAGUGUGACAUUCGAACAAACAACACGUUCCGAACAAGAAGUGGAAAUGAUUAUGCCGAAACCUAAACAAAUCGACACAAGUACAUCGACAAUGCUUGCUGAUGUACACGGAAAAUAUGAAACAAAACAGGUUCGUUCAAGUGAAUUCCAACCUGAAAUGUCGACGUCGUCCGUUUUAUUUGAUCAAACUACACGGAGUGUACAUCCGCAAUCAAUCGAAUUACAUUUAAGACAACCGAGUUCAACGCAGACUCAAUACGAGACCAUCACUGAACAAUAUCGACAAUUGGAAGAUGAAAUAAACUAUACGCGUCCACUUCUACAAGAGAGUACAUCUGCUAUACCAUCGUCCUUUCAAUCCCCUCUAAAACCGAGUAGUCAAACGAUUGUAGAACAUGACAAACUAGACGAAACAACAAUAGAAUCCCAUUUACACCGUCAAACGAGUUCACAUACGCUUGUGACGGACUCUACUGAUAGACAUGUAGAAAACGAUGAAAUGUAUGUUUUAGGUUCAGGUCAUCAACAAAUGCAAUCAUAUGGUUCGCCGACAAUACAUGCUGAUUUGAAUAAACCAUUGGAAUUAGUUUUCAAUGUUGAUGGAGGUACGACAUCCACGGUGUCUCCGCAAUACCGCCGAGGUCACAAUUCGAGAAUCUUAUCAAAUUCGCCUCUUGGAAGGGAUAACAAUUCAACAGUGAUGACAGAAACUGUCACUCGUCAAUAUCAACCAGUUGAAUUUCGUGUAUCAGGUGGUUUACCUGGUUACAAUAAUAGUAUAAUUGAACAAUAUUCAACUGUUGAUAGCGACUCUCCUAGUGGUUAUACGACAACAACACGAACAAUAACUUCUUCGGAUACUCCUGGUAGAUAUGGCGAAACAAUCAGUCGAUCAACAGUUCGCGGUGUAAAACCAUUCGAUCAAGUAGAUUUAAUUCUACAACCUGAUACUCCGUUAACGUCAACUACGUCACGACUUCUGACAACGAAUACUGGCUAUGAACAAGGCUAUACUCCAUAUUUUACUGUUUCUUUGAAUGAUCAAACCAUUCGAGAAGGUGAAUCAGUUCUUCUUGAAAUUAAAGUUUCUGCUCAACCUGCUCCAGAAAUAAUCUGGGAUAAAGAUGGUCAAUUAAUCGGUGAUGAUUCAUCAUUUCGUUUGGAUUACUACGGCGAUGGUCGAGCGACACUCUACAUCCCAGAAGCAUUUGCUGAGGAUCAAGGUCUAUACACAUGUACUGUAACGAAUGGUUAUGGUACUUGCCGUACAUCAGCGCGUUUGACUGUGGAUUCAACUGGAGGCGGACCGUCACCAAAGCGUCGUCAGCUGGAUAGUUCAACGAAUGAUUUAUAUCGACAAGGACCAACACAAACAAUUGAAUCUUAUCGAGUCUACUCGAAACCAUCAUCGACAAUAACACAAGUAACUGAAGAGACACAAGUCUAUCAAAUACCGUCGCAUCAACAAAACAACGAAAUAACUUAUUCUAUUCAUGGAACACAGCCGAAAUUUCAGCCAAUCUCAUUUCUGGUUUCGUCUAAUCAAGAAACAACGCAACCAAAUAUCAAAACAACGUACACAACCGAGGAGGAUAAUCAAACGAUAUACUCUAAUGCAUAUCGUACACAACCUAAUCGUCAAACUGGCCUUGUAGCAACUGUUGCUAAACAAGCAGGCCCAACACUUACUCAAGAAUAUGACACAGUGGAAACUUCAUAUAUUACUAGUCGACCGAAUUUCACAAAGCCAUUGGAACCAAUUGACGCAUUGGAAGGAGGAACCGUACAGAUCACCGUACAUCUAUCAUCAGUUGGUCCUUAUCAAACCAGACCGCAGAUUCAAUGGUAUCAUCAUGCUCAACCCAUUCAACCCGAUAAUCAACACUAUCGUAUUACUGAAGGAUACGACACUGCUACAUUAGAAAUUAUCAAUGUCAAAAAGCAUGAUACAGGUCAAGUAUGGUGUGUAGCCAACACUCCAUCAGGAUCAGCAACUACAACAUGUACUCUCACCGUUGAAGAACGACCCGUUCGAACACAUCAUCAUGUCAAAUCAACUCAGCAAUACACUGUACCACAAGAAACAGUUUAUGAAACACAGUCAACUCACUCAACUCAUGCACAAAUACCUCUUCAUCAUCAAAAGCCAGAACAACGAACUCUAUCUCAAUAUUAUACAAAUCAAACAGUUACUGAGCAACAAUACUCACCACAAUCAUACACUUCACACACGCCAUUGUCCUACCAACAGCAAGUAUCACCUCAAUCGCUUACUUCACAACAAUCAUACAGCACUGUUUCGUAUCAACAACAGCAACCGCAGCAACAAGCACCAUUUCAGCCGUACAUUUCACAACCUCAAACUGUUGCGCCUCAACAGCCACAGCAACCACAAUCAGCACCUCAAACAUUUAUUCCUCCGGCUCCGCCGUUGUUACCUAAUUUCAAUACGAAAUCAACAUAUGCCGAUAAACAAAUCAAAGUUCUCGACAGUGGUUUGCAAGAUCAACCAUUAUAUACAGGCAGCGAAACAGUUUUUGAAUGUAAAUUUACUGGACAGCCAGAAAAAGUACAAUGGUUUCGUAAUGAAGUAGAAAUCGUCAACAAUCCUCAACAAUUGAACAAUAGAAUUUAUCACGUGACAAAUCUGAACAGCGGAAUAACUCGAUUGAUUAUCAAAACAGCAUUAGAUGAAGAUGUUGGAACAUAUACAGUUAAAUUAUCAGGACCCAAUGAAGAAACAACCAGUGCAAAAUUGGUUCCAGCUGCACAAUUUCAAAAUAUUCAGAAGAAAAAAGUGGAACAAACACAGCGCAAAGCUUUAGUUCAAGAACUCGAAGAACGACAAUUGAAACGUAUGCGACCAACAAAACCUGCGCCCCGCAGUGGUUACAUGUCAUAUGGUACCAGUGACGAUGACGUUUUCUACGAGCCAACACAACGUGCUGCUCCCCAGCGUCAUCCAACUGCACCAACAUUGAGUCGUCCAUUAAAAGAUCAAGAUGUUAAAGAAGGACAACCCAUUCAAUUAACAUGUCAAGUCCAAGGUUUUCCUAAAUCUGAGCUUCUCUGGUUUAAAAAUAACGUUCCAUUACCAUUAUCAGCACGACACAAAAUUGCCCAUGAUGCAAAUAACGGUACAAUUACACUACGUGUUACAGAUUCACGACCAGAAGAUAGUGGUGUUUACACUGUGAUUGCUAAAAAUCCUCAAGGUUAUGUCGAAACAACUGCUCAUGUCAUCGUUGAAGAAUCACCUGGUAUCGAUGAAACGUCUUACGUUCAACCUGAUGCAUUCAAAUAUCUGGAAAAACAACCAGUCGGUGCUCGGCAACCGAAACGUCGAGAAUCUGACACUUCGACUUCACAGCCUCGGCCGGCUAAAAUUACGAAAACACCAAUGAGCAGUGCAGUAGUUGAAGGUGAAACUGCACAAUUUACUUGUCAAGUCGAUGGAAACCCAAAGCCAAAAGUUGCUUGGUUGAAAGAUAGUAAACCUUUGAUGGCUGGACCACGAUUCUCGACUUAUUAUGAUCAAGCAACAAAAACUGCUGUUCUACGUGUCAAAGAUGUUUGCAAAGAAGAUCAAGGCUAUUAUACAUGUGUUGUAGAUAAUUCAAUGAACUCGGAUCGUAGUACUGCUACUUUACAAGUUGUACCAGAAACUAAAGUCGACCAACGAUCGUACGUCGAAACGGAUGCAUUUAAAUACUUAACACCUGAAAAUAAACAACUUCGCACGGCUAAUAAAAGUACUGAUCGUGUCACAAGUGGUGUCGAUAGUGAAUCAUUCGUUAAUCUUGACUCAUUUCGGUAUUUGGAAACAAAAAAGCAGUCGAAACAGCCUGAGGAUAAUUUAGCAAUUGAUGAUCGACCGAUUGUAGAUCUUGAUGCCUUUCGUUAUGUAGAAGCUCGGCAAGCUCCUAAAACGAAACGAGAAGAUACUACUCGUGCAUCGAUCGACGACACACCGAUCAUUGCACCCGAUGCUUUUCGUUACUUAGAACGAAAAGCUGACGCAACCAAGUUAAAGAAAGAUCAAGAUAUAGGCCCAUCGAUUGACGAAACUCCUCAAGUUAACUUAGCUGCAUUUCAAUAUUUGGAACGCAAGGGAUUGCCAAAGAAACCUGAAGAAGGUCCUAGUAUUGAUGAAUCAUCGAUUGUCAAUCCUGAAGCGUUUAAGUACUUAGAACGUAAACCUUUAAAGAAAACUGAAGACGUUGGUCCAGCAAUUGACGAGACACCCAUCGUGAAUCCUGAUGCAUUCAAAUAUUUGGAACGAAAAACUGCUCCACAACCACGUGAUACAACACCGGCUAUUGAUACUACACCUUUGGUUAAUCCAGAAGUGUUCAAAUACUUAGAAAAACCGACGACGGCGCCUCGCAUGGAUGAAACUCCCGCAAUUGACACUCGUCCAAUCGUACCACAAGAAGCUUUUCGUUGGCUCGAUCGCCCGAAACAACUGGAACGUAUUCCGGAAGGACCGGCUGUAGACGAAAGUUCGUACGUGAAUCCACAAGCUUUUCGUUAUAUCGAAGCAAAACCGAAAGAAAAACCUGUUGAUACGGGUCCAUCAGUUGAUCAAAGUUCGUAUGUUAAUCCACAAGCAUUCAGGUAUCUAGAAGCUGCACCAACAAAGAAACUGGUGGAUCAAGGACCAGUAAUUGACACAUCCAAUUAUGUCAAUCCGCAAUUGUUUGCACAAUUCGAAGUAAAACCUGCUCCACAAUCAGUAUACGAGGAACAAGAAAUCAAACGUGCACCUCGAGUUCUUCAACCAUUGAAGAGCACACAAGCGAUUGAAGGAAAGCCUGCUGUUCUAGUUGCAAAUAUUGACGGCUUUCCUGUCCCACAGCUAACGUGGUUAAAAGAUGGUGCUGAAUUGCCUGCAUCGAAUCGUGUUACAACGAACUACGAUAUUCCAUCAAAGACGGCAUGGAUUCGUAUUGAUAAUGUUCGUCCUGACGAUAGUUCUGUGUAUACAUUGAUCGCACAUAAUUCAACUGGUGAAGUGCGUAGUGACGCGCGUCUCAACGUCAUACCGAGCAUGACGCCAAUCGAUAAUACAGCAUUCGUACCAGCCGAAGCAUUUGAACGAAUCGAACGUGGAACUGGACCGACGCGUCCAACAGCACCGGCAACCACAGGCGUUGACGAUACAUCGUUUGUUAAUCCAUUACUCUUUCAACAGUUUGAAGCACCGCUCAAGACGAAGAUAACGGAAGACUAUACAAGCGAAGUAGUUGUUCAAGUUCCCGCACGUUUUCUAACUCCAUUGAAAUCGGUUCAAGCGCCGGAAAGUACUACAGUCGUUUUCGAAGCCAUUGUCGAAGGCAGUCCAAUCCCAACAUUCACUUGGUUGAAGGAUCAAUUGCCUUUAGGCGAAAGUAACCGUUUCGUUACAAACUAUGAUCUACCUAGCAAACGUGUUACACUGACAAUAAAAAAUGUACGGGAAAGUGACACCGGAACAUACACUGUAUUAGCAUCGAACGGUCCACAACUUCAACAUUCAUCAGUUACAAUACAAAUUGUUGGUGCACCUUCGAUAGAUCAAUCGUCAUUCAUCCCAAUGGAUGUCUUCAAUAAACUAGAAAAGCCAUUCAGUCAACAACCAUAUGUACUAGUACAAUCAGGUGUUGAUCAAACUUCAUACAUUUCUCAACCAGAUCGCUUUGCUGUAUUUGAUCAAAUUCAACCGAAUCGACGGCCUUUGAAUGAUUUCGGUGGUGUUGAUGAAACAUCACUUGUCAACAUGGAAAAAAUACGUUUACUCGAAAUUCCAUCAAGUAUAAUGAAACAACCGUAUGAUGUUGAAGAGAAAUCGGAAGUGCCUACAGUUAUCUCACCACUUCAACCAGUCGAAGCACAAGAAGGAACUCCAGUUGUUUUAACCGCAAAAAUUACUGGUAGUCCUAUGCCGAACUUUACCUGGUCGAAAGAUAAUGCACCGUUACUUGCAUCAUCUCGUUUUACCACUUAUUAUGAUAUUCCAUCGAAAUUAAUUGUCUUACAAAUAAACGAUGCUCGGCCUAGUGAUACAGGUGUUUACACUGUUCGCGCUGACAAUAAAUCAGGUGAUACAACAUCGUCGGCGACAUUGACUAUUUCAAGUCAACCAGGUGUUCGGGAUCAAUCGUUUAUUACUGCUGAUAAAUUUCGACUUUUAGAACAGCCAAAUCAACCUCGUACAACUGAAGAUAUCAGUGGCGUUGACGAACGACCGCUCGUUGAUUUAACCAAAAUACAACAACUGGAGAUUAAACCGGCGCAAUUAAUUGUUGAAGAAGAAGAAGAACAAACCGAACAGGUGAAACCAACUGUUUUAAUACCACUUCGUAAUAUGAAGGCAGUUGAGAACCAACCAGUGGUUCUCUCUGCUCAAAUCGAAGGUAAACCGCAACCACAGUUUUCCUGGUUUAAAAAUGAUCAACCGUUACCAGAAGGAAAUCGUUUUCGUACGCAUUACGAUAUUCCAUCGAAGACAAUCUUUCUUACUAUUGCUGGCGCACGUGAAGAUGAUUCGGGUACAUAUCGUUUAGUUGCUCAGAAUCCAACUGGGCAAGAAGAGACAACAUGUGAAGUGACUGUCGAUAUCAAUCAACCGAAUAUUGAUCAACGUUCAUUCGUACCACAAAAAGCGUUUGAUAAAUUAGAAAAACCCUUAUUACAGGUUAAUAGUAUCAUCAGUGGAGUCGACCAAACAAGUUUUUUCAACCAAGAACUAUUUCGUCCCUUGGAUGAACGGCACAUCAAACAUCCGUCGGCGAUUGUCGGCGGUGAAGAAAGUGAUGCAGCUAUGCCUGUUUCGGCACCGAAAGUUCUUACACCACUUCGUCCAACAAAGACAACUGAAGGCGAAACAGUUCUUUUGUCAGCACAAGUUGAAGGCUAUCCAUUACCGCAAUUUACGUGGGUGCAUAAUAAUCAACCACUGAUGGCAUCGAAUCGAGUGACAUCACAUUAUGACAUGUUAACUAAACGUUGCUUUCUUCAAAUUGUCGACAGUCGGCCAAGCGAUGUUGGUACAUAUGAAUUACUUGCUGAAAACCCAUCUGGUCAAGAUCGUACACGAACAGAAUUGAUCAUUGUACCUGUUUCGAAAAUAGAUCAAACUGGCUACGUUCCAUUUGAAAAAUUCUCAACAUUAGAAUCCAAGCCACGCAUACCAAGUGAUCUUCGUUCGGGUGUUGACGCUUCACCAUUUGUUAGCGGAGAAAUAUUUCGCUUAUUAGAAGCUAAACCAGUCAAUGAAUACUUGGUACCAGAAGAGGAGGGAAGUGUGCCCGUGGAAGUUCUCGUUCCAUUGAAGCCAGCUAUUGCGCAAGAAGGACAGCCUGUUAUACUGACGGCGAAAAUACGUGGAAGGCCAACACCACAGUUUACAUGGCUUCGUAAUAAUCAACCAGUAUUGGAAUCAAAUCGUCUACAAACCUACUACGAUUUUCCAUCGGAAACACUUGUUUUGGAAAUCAGUGAUAUAUGGCCCCAUGAUGCUGGUAAUUACACUGUGAUUGCUGAGAAUCCAAAGACAGGAGAGCGUGUUGAAACAUCUGCCCCGUUGACAGUACGUGGCGAUACGACAUCAAUCGAUCGAACAGCAUUUGUUGCCCCUGACGCAUUUCGAACACUGGAAACGGUGGUACCAUUGCGUCCUGUUGUGGAUGAAUCAGGCGUAGAUACAAAUAGUUAUCUGAGUCCAGAUGUCUUACGAGCUUUGGAUCAAGCGAAACAAAAACCGAAUGAAACACCCGAGAAGAAACAGCCACUUGUAGCACCGAAGAUUCUCGCUCCAUUACAACCAAUCGAGUGUAAUGAAGGGCAACCGAUUAACUUUACCGCUAAAGUUGAAGGCGUUCCACAGCCGCAUUUCGUAUGGUUGAAAAAUGGUCAACCACUUCCAGAAUCGAAUCGAGUUUGGUCACAUUAUGAUUUACCUACGAAAACACUUCUCCUACAAAUUAAUGCCGCUCGCCCAGACGAUACUGGCUCAUAUGUUCUCAAAGCAGAAAAUCCACUUGGUCAUGAUGAGACACAGACAACAGUCAAUGUCUUACCAGGCCCUGGUGUUGAUACGAAUGCUUUUGUUCCACCGGAGAAAUUUGCCGCUUUUGAUCAACCAUUUGGUCCAAAUGUUCCUACUCAAUCUGGUGUCGACAACAGUCCUUUUGUCCAACCCGAACGUUUCGCGCCAUUGGAAGUCAAAGCUCCUCAACCAACCAAACAGGAGAUGCAGAAACCGGAAGCACCCAAAGUACUCUCUCCUUUACAACCGACUAAAGCGAAUGAAGGAUCACCUGUACUUCUUCAAGCGUCGAUUGUUGGCACGCCAACACCAAAUUUCACAUGGUUGAAAGAUGGCAAACCAUUGCAAGCAUCGAAUCGUCUUCGCACACGCUAUGAUAUUGGUACCAAACAAGUACUUCUGCAAAUUAACGAUGUUCGUCCUCAAGAUGCGGGCCAGUACACCGUUGUGGCAUCGAAUCCAGCUGGUGAACAAACCACAGUUGGUACUCUGGAUGUCGUACCAGAUAAACCAGGUGUUGAUGAACGUCCAUUCGUUCCCGCAGACAAAUUUCGCAACCUUGAACAGCCACAAGCGGAUAAAAAGCGACCGCUCGAGAUUAUCUCUGGUAUUGAUAUCCCAUCAAGUGUGUCACCAAUGGAUACAACGGAGCAAGACCUGCUCCCUCAAGAGAAACGAGCACCACGCGUAAUGGUGCCAUUAAAGGAUAGUGAUGCAAAAGAAACAAUGCCCAUCAUCUUCUCAACCACCAUUGAAGCAGGUUCACCCAUGUCUAAAUUCACUUGGUUCAAGAACGGUCAGCCACUUGUUGCUGGCGAUCGAUUCAUCUCCAAGUAUGAUGUCGUACCCAAGACACUCACUUUGGAAAUUCUUAAUGUCCAACCUGAAGAUCAAGGAACGUACACUGUCCGGGCUACUAACCCGACUGGUACCGAUGAAACUACUGCUAAGCUUACCGUGAAGCCAUUGACAAACACGGAUGCACAGUCAUUCGCGCAACCCAAGCCGUUACAAGUGACAGCACCACAGCCUACGCAACAGGAUAUGCAGCAGCCCCAACCACCGAAGAUACUCAAACCAUUGGAGAAUAUCCAAGCACCGAAAGGCUCACCAGUUCUUUUGCGUGCGACCAUUGCUGGAAAACCAACGCCCACGUUCACUUGGUUCAAAGAUAACAAACCACUGCAAGCAUCGCCUCGUUAUCGUACACAAUAUGAUGUUCCUACGAAACAAGUCGUUCUUCAAAUUGACGAGGUUCGACCAGAAGAUGCUGGUCAGUAUGCGGUAGUUGCAGCCAACCCAAUCGGUCAAGAAACAACUGUAGGCUCGCUGACAGUUGUACCAGAACGGACAGGUGAAGAGAAGCGUCCAUCCGGACAACCACAAGGCAAAACGCCACGACCUGUAGAAGCAGCACCUGGUGUUGACUUUCAACCAACCGAGACAGCACCUUUAGCACCACGUGUGUUAGUACCAUUGAAAGACAACGAAACAAGAGAGACAAUGCCCACGAUCUUCUCAACCACGAUUGAUGCAGGUUCUCCGAACGCCAAAUUUACUUGGUUAAAAAACGGUCAGCCACUUGUUGCUGGUGAUCGAUUCAUCACCAAAUAUGAUGUCGUGCCCAAGACUGUCUCUCUGGAAAUCCUUGACACAAGACCUGAAGAUCAAGGUACAUACACACUUCGCGCCACUAACCCCAAUGGUGCUGAUGAAACAACCGGAAGGCUCACUGUUCGACCACUAACCAAUGCCGAUAUUCAAGACUUCCAGCAACCUAAACCGUUACAAGUGACAGCGCCACAGCCUACGCAGCAGGAUCUGCCGCAGCCGCAACCACCGAAGAUAGUCAAACCAUUGGAGAAUAUCCAAGCACCGAAAGGCUCACCAGUUCUUUUGCGUGCCACGAUAGCAGGAAAACCAGCGCCCACGUUCACUUGGUUCAAAGAUAACAAGCCGCUGCAAGCAACACCUCGUUAUCGUACACAAUAUGAUGUUCCUACGAAACAAGUCGUUCUUCAAAUUGACGAGGUCCGACCAGAAGAUGCUGGUCAGUAUGCGGUAGUUGCAGCCAAUCCAGUGGGUCAAGAAACAACUGUAGGCUCGCUGACAGUUGUACCAGAGCGUACGGGUGAAGACAACCGUCCAUCCGGACAACCGCAGGGUAAAACACCACGUGCUGUCGAAAUGACUCCGGCUGUCG
This is a messenger RNA of Adineta ricciae, 12799 nucleotides long. Lineage: Eukaryota; Metazoa; Rotifera; Eurotatoria; Adinetida; Adinetidae. The record is from the annotation of a GenBank genome assembly.